Molecule: messenger RNA, 219 nt
Organism: Bathycoccus prasinos
Lineage: Eukaryota; Viridiplantae; Chlorophyta; Mamiellophyceae; Mamiellales; Bathycoccaceae
Product: prasinophyte-specific protein-4
Exons: 1
Coding region: 1-219 (72 amino acids)
Source: RefSeq, a predicted model, not a curated record
AUGCCAUUCGUGCACAUCGCGUGGUUACCAAAAGCGUGCAGAACGGCGGAAGUGCGCAAGGAAGUCGCCUCAGCCGUGAUCAAAGCGUUGGUUUCGGUGAAAAGCGCGGAGAUUUCGGCGGAUAAAGUCGUCGUUCGAUUUAGCGAGUCCGUGGACGGCUUUCAACUUCCAGAAGGACACACGCACGAAAACGUGGAUUUACCGGCAGAAAAGAAGUAA